Molecule: messenger RNA, 9222 nt
Organism: Cloeon dipterum
Lineage: Eukaryota; Metazoa; Arthropoda; Insecta; Ephemeroptera; Baetidae
Gene: Nf1
Product: neurofibromin 1
Exons: 44
Coding region: 215-8473 (2752 amino acids)
Biological process (GO): regulation of GTPase activity
Source: RefSeq, a predicted model, not a curated record
CCAGCAGUUCCAUCGAUUCCAGAAAUUCAGAACAUGCUCGUUGAAAUGGAAGACAAGCCGGCCAGCUUCCGAAACUCCAGACAGUGGAUCGGAAGCGUUGAGCAAGAGCAGCAGCUCGCGGCAGGCCCAGGCAAAGGCGGUCGUCGUAUCGCCCCCCUGUUGCUGCGGACGGUGGGCCUUCAAUGGAAGUGCCCUAGCUUGGAGGCACCUUGAGAUGGCCACUCAGAAACCCGUCGAAUGGGUGUCGUCGCUUAUCAUCCGUUUCGAGGAACAGCUGCCAUGCCGGACAGGGCCUCUCACCACGCAUUCCAGGGUGAAUAUGGACCAGAACAAGCGGUGCCUCAUCGAGAUCAGCAGGCACCGGUUCUCUCUAGUCAUUUCUGGGCUGACCAAAAUUUUGCAGAGGGUCAAUGAAUUGUGUUUGAUUAGUGGUCCUCGUCCCCACGGGCCAGACUAUGAGCGCAAUUUAAACGAAAGCUUACUCAUUGUAUUGGACACCCUAGAGCAGUGUCUGAGCGGACAACCUAAAGACACAGCCAGAUUUGACGAAAACAUGAAUGUUAAACUGCUGCUAAGAGAAAUUUGCCAAUUCAUUGGCAAUGAUCCCAUCCACGAGGCUGCGAAUUGCGUGAACGUGAAGAAUUUAGCCUCCAAGGUUCUAUUUGCUCUAAGCUUGAACUUUUUCAAUGCUGUUUUCAAUAGAAUUUCAGCCAGGCUCCAAGAGCUGAGCGCAUGCAAUGAUGAAAAUCCAGAUUACAGUGACCUGGAGCUGAUUCAGCACAUCAAUGUUGAUGCAGUCAGAUUGGCAAAGCUUUUGAGUGAAACCAACGCCAAGUUUCGUCUGCUGAAAAAAUCAGCACACUUGGUGCUGAUUAACUCCUUAGAGAAAGCCAUCUGGAACUGGAUGGACACGUAUCCUCAGGAGUUUGCUGAGCUGCAGAAAAAUCCUAAUGAAGAUUUAUCAAAAAACUGCGAAGUUCUUUUUGACAUUCUCGACGGAUUCGCUGACAACAAGAAGGGUAGAGCGGCAGUGUGGCCCCUUCAAAUAGUCCUUCUUCUCCUGUCGCCGAAAGUGCUUGAGGAGAUAAUGAAUGCAGACAGCGGCGCUCCUUGUUCGCCACGCCACUCCAAAAAGAAGCAGUUCAUUGAUGUCGUCAAGAGGGCUGUGGGAUCUCAUGGCGCUUCCAAACAGCAAACUGAGGCCGCAGCAGUUACCUGCGUCAAACUGUGCAAAGCCUCCACAUACAUUAAUAAUAUAUUUGAUUCCAAUCACACUGCAUUUGUCUUAGUACAAAGCAUCAUAAAUGAUCUCAAAACCUUGCUCUUCAGUCCUCCUAAGCAGUUUUCUAGAGGACAGACUUUUAUGGCGCAUGAUAUUGAUCUCAUGAUUGACUGCUUUGUCUCUUGCUUUCGUAUUAAGCCCCACAAUAAUGAGGCACUCAAAGUUUGCCUGAAUCCGAAUUCCCCACCAACUUACCACCUGGUAUUGGUCAGCUCCUUAUUCAGGAUAAUCACUCAACCUCGACUUCCAUGGUGGCCCCAAAUCGAUUUAGUUUACAACAAAUCCUCAGAGCUUAGAAGCAUGUUUACGGACACAUUGAACAAAGUAACUCAAGGCUGCAUAUCAAGCACGCCGCUAAGAAUGAUUCAGUCUUUGGCUUUAAAAGGCCCUGGAAAUUCCAAGUUCAGAGAGAAGGGUGAAGAGGUGCCUAGCUAUAAAAACCUCCUGCUUUGGAUGGUGCGCCUCAUCCACGCUGACCCAAUGCUGAUGCUGAAUAACCAAGGAAAGGCUGGACAUGAGAUCCAAAGCUCGACUCUUGAGUUGAUCAACGGGCUCGUCUCUUUGGUGCACCAACCAACUAUGCCAGACGUGGCUCAGGAGGCCAUGGAAGCGCUGUUGGUACUCCACCAUCCUGAUAAAAUAGAAAUGUGGAACCCCGAGGCGCCUAUAAACACCUUCUGGGAUGUCAGCUCCCAAGUGUUGUUUUCCAUUUCACAGAAGUUGAUUCAGCAUCAAAUCAUGAACUACUCAGAUAUCCUCAAGUGGCUGCGCGAGAUUUUGGUCUGCAGAAAUGCAUUUUUAUUGCGGCACAAGGACUAUGCCCACGUCGGCAGUCACAUAGCCAUAUGCAAACAAGCUCAAAUUAAACUUGAGGUGGUGUUUUUCAUGUAUUUGUGGAGUAUCGACUUGGAGGCAGUGGUCGUUGCCAUGUCUUGCUUCGCUCUGCUUUGCGAGGAAGCUGACGUACGUUGUGGCACUGAUGAAGGAGCAGCUGCCACCACCCUUCUUCCUAACUACACGGUUUACCAGGAACUGGCUGCCGCGUCAACCCUUCUCACCACAGCCAGCUUGGACUCUUCACGUGUUUACUGCAGGGAACAAAGCAAUGGUCGAGCUGCGCUGCAGAAACAGAUCAUGGCUCUGCUGAGGAAAAUUGAGCACUGCGUCAAUGGAGUUCAACCUGCUUGGGAGGAGACUUUCCGGAAUUGGGAAGCAAGCACCCGUCUGCUCACCUCAUAUCCGAAGACAAAACUCGAUGAAAGUCAAGUGGAAGCUUUCCACCGAGCAAUGGGCAAACGCCGAGCAUCGCACCACAAUUCCGAGCAUGAGUUGGAGGAUCAAAUAAACGAAUGGGCCAACAUGACUGGAUUUUUGUGCGCUCUGGGUGGAGUAUGCUUGCAACGUAAGUCGUCCUCUCGACCAGCACUGAGCGCUAGCUCCUCGACAUCAUCAGUCUCAGGAAGUUCUGAAGGCAGAAAAGUCAGCGUCCUUCCUCCUGGUGGACAGGAUGUCCAAUACUGCCCUGUGACUCAAUUCGUUGGUCAACUCUUGCGUCUCCUGGUCUGCAGCAAUGAGAAAUUUGGGGCUCAAAUUCAAAAGCAUGUCAAAGAACUUGUUGGCCACGACAUGCACCCAGCACUAUAUCCUAUUCUUUUCGACCAGAUAAAAUCGAUCGUGGAAAAAUUCUUUGACUCUCAGGGACAGGUGGUUGAGUCUGAUGUUAACACUCAAUUUAUUGAGCAUACCAUAUUUAUCAUGAAAAACGUGUUGGAGAGCAAAACUGACCAGCCAUCCGAACACCUUGGUGCAACAUCGAUUGAGGGCAUGAUGUUGGCAAUCGUCCGCUACGUCAGACACCUUAACAUGACUGUCCAUGCCAUUCACAUCAAAACAAAAUUGUGCCAACUUGUGGAGGUCAUGAUGAAGAGGAGGGAUGAUUUGGCCUUCAGGCAGGAAAUGAAAUUCAGAAACAAACUGGUCGAGUACUUGACCGAUUGGGUCAUGGGCACUUCUCACCAAAUCCAGCCACCAUCGUCAGGAGAUGUCUCCAUAAUGACCAGGGAUCUGGAUCAAGCUUGCAUGGAGGCAGUUGCUGCUCUUCUCAGGGGCCUGCCUCUUCAGCCCGAGGAGUCUGAUCGCGGUGACCUGAUGGAAGCUAAGAGCCAGCUGUUUUUAAAAUAUUUUACGCUUUUUAUGAACCUAAUGAAUGACUGUAAUGAGGCACAAGAACUGGAGAAGGACAUGUCCAGGCAGAGGAUGUCUGCUGGCAAAUUGAACACCUUGAGAAACGUCACCAUCCAAGCUAUGUCCAAUUUGCUGUCGGCCAACAUUGACAGUGGCCUCAUGCAUUCCAUUGAUCUGGGAUACAACCGAGACUUGCAAACCAGAGCAGCAUUCAUGGAAGUGCUUACUAAAAUUUUGCAGCAGGGCACAGAAUUCGACACUCUUGCUGAAACAGUUCUCGCAGAUAGAUUUGAGCAAUUAGUUCAGCUGGUCACCAUGAUCAGUGACAAAGGAGAACUCCCAAUAGCAAUGGCACUGGCAAAUGUAGUGACAACCUCUCAAAUGGAUGAGUUAGCAAAAGUUCUGGUGACUUUAUUUGACGCCAAGCAUCUCCUCAGCCCACUCUUGUGGAACAUGUUCUACAGAGAAGUGGAAGUGUCUGACUGCAUGCAGACCCUUUUCAGGGGCAAUUCUCUUGGCAGUAAAAUAAUGGCCUUUUGCUUUAAAAUCUACGGCGCCUCAUACCUUCAAUGCCUACUUGAGCCACUUAUCCAGCCAUUGCUUGACGAACCAGGAACAUCCUUUGAAGUUGACCCUGCCAGACUCGAUCCAACUGAGGAUAUAGAGAAGAACCGGUACAACCUACGCACCCUCACUCAAAGAGUGUUUGACGCCAUUGUGUCAUCAGCAGACAAAUUUCCAUCACAGUUGCGGAGCAUGUGUCACUGUCUGUACCAAGUGCUGACAAAAAGAUUCCCACUUUUCCAGCAAAACAACAUUGGAGCUGUUGGGACUGUAAUUUUCCUUCGGUUUAUCAAUCCAGCAAUUGUUUCCCCACUUGAGAUGGGAAUUGUCAGUCGGCAACCUCCUGCUUCAGUAAAGAGAGGUCUAAUGUUGAUGUCAAAAAUAUUGCAGAAUAUUGCAAAUCACGUUGAAUUCAGUAAGGAACAACACAUGGUUCCAUUCAACGACUUCCUGAGGGCAAACUUUGAGAACGGGCGAAGAUUUUUCUUUCAAAUUGCCUCCGACUGCGAGACAGUUGAUCAAGCCAGCCACACCAUGUCCUUCAUCAGUGACGGCAAUGUUCUCGCCUUACAUCGUCUUCUGUGGUCCCAUCAGGAGCGGAUUGGAGACUACUUGUCCAGCAGCAGAGAUCAAAAAGCUGUAGGAAGGAGGCCCUUCGAUAAAAUGGCUACACUUUUGGCCUACCUUGGUCCACCUGAACAUAAGCCAGUCGAUUCUCAAAUUCCCUUGUCAAGAAGCCUACUCUUCCCAUCCUAUUCCCGCUGGAGCUCGAUGGACAUGUCCAGCAGCAGAUUUGAAGAAAUCAUGACAAAGCACAAUAUACUUGAGAAGGACGAGUUCAAAUCAAUCAAAUCACUUAAUAUUUUCUACCAAGCUGGCACCUCUAAACUAGGAAAUCCCGUAUUUUAUUAUAUUGCUAGAAGAUACAAAAUUGGGGAGACCAAUGGCGAUCUAUUAAUAUACCAUGUAAUUUUGACUUUGAAACAAUUUUGUCAUGCACCAUUUGAGCUUGUAGUUGACUUUACGCACACUUGCAGUGAUAAUCGAUUCCGGACUGAGUAUUUGCAAAAGUGGUUCACAGUUUUGCCAGAGGUUGCUUAUGAAAACUUGCAUGCAGCAUAUAUUUACAACUGCAACUCUUGGGUUCGAGAAUACACCAAAUAUCAUGAUCGAAUAUUUGCACCUUUAAAGGGAAACAGAAAACUGAUAUUUAUUGAAGCGCCUGGUCGGCUAAAUGACUACAUUGAGCCAGAGCAGCAAAAGUUACCAGGCGCUACACUCUCACUUGAUGAGGAUCUCAAAGUCUUCAAUAAUGCAUUGAAACUAUCACAUAAAGACACCAAGGUUGCAGUCAAGGUUGGACCAACUGCAAUUCAAAUUACGUGUGCUGAAAAAACUAAAGUUUUGGCUCACUCCAUUCUUUUGAAUGAUGUAUACUACGCUUCGGAAAUUGAGGAGGUUUGCUUAGUGGAUGACAAUCAGUUCACUCUGACAAUAGCAAACGAGUCUGGUCCGCUGUCUUUCAUCCACAACGAUUGUGACACCAUUGUUCAGUCUGUCAUCCACAUUAGAAACCGCUGGGAACUGUCACAACCCGAAACUGUGUCAGUGCACCAAAAGAUCAGACCAAAAGACGUUCCUGGCACCCUUUUGAAUAUGGCCUUGCUGAACCUGGGUUCUUCUGACCCAAACCUUCGUACUGCUGCUUACAAUCAGUUGUGCGCCCUCACUGCUACGUUUGAUUUGAAGAUUGAAGGGCAGCUUUUGGAAACCUCAGGACUGUGUAUACCAAGCAACAACACCAUUUUCAUUAAAUCGGUCAGCGAAAAGUUGGCCUACAACGAACCACACUUGACUCUGGAAUUUCUGGAGGAAUGCAUUCAGGGCUUCCGUGGCUCUACAAUUGAACUGAAGCAUUUGUGUUUAGAGUAUAUGACACCAUGGCUUGCUAAUCUAGUCAGAUUUUGCAAACACCCUGAUGAGACUAAGAGGACCAAAGUGGCCAUUAUUCUGGACAAACUGAUUACUUUAACCAUUGAAGAGGUAGAAAUGUAUCCUUCAAUCCAAGCAAAGAUCUGGGGGAGUAUAGGACAAGUUCCUGAGCUUAUUGACAUGGUCCUGGACAGUUUCAUCAAACGCUCAGUGACUGCUGGUCUUGGCUCCUUCAAAGCUGAGGUCAUGGCAGACACAGCCGUGGCCCUAGCCUCUGCGAAUGUCCAGUUGGUGGCCAAGAAGGUCAUUGGCAGGCUCUGCAGGGUUCUGGACCGCACUUGCACAUCGCCAACCCCCCUGUUGGAGCAGCACGUCAACUGGGACGACAUUGCAAUCCUGGCCCGCUACUUGCUCAUGUUGUCGUUUAACAACUGCUUGGACGUGGCCAGACACUUACCGUACUUAUUCCACAUCGUAAGCUUCCUUGUUUGCUGUGGUUCACUGAGCAUGCGAGCUUCGUGCCAUGGCCUUGUCAUCAACAUCAUCCAUUCCCUUUGUACCUGUACCACUCCAAGCUUCUCAGAGGACACACUGAGGGUCCUGAGGCUGUCGCUCGAUGAAUUUUCUCUUCCAAAGUUCUACUUACUUUUUGGCAUAAGCAAAGUGAAAUCGGCAGCAGUAACUGCUUUUCGCUCCAGCUACCGGCACACAAGUGACAAAUUGUUUGGCAGCGAGAGGAGCUUUUCAGGCUCUAAAGCAGACAGGGAGCGGCUCUCACUAACCUCUCUGGAGGUUAUAGUCGACGCUUUGCUUGAAAUAAUGGAAGCGUGCAUGCGAGACAUUCCUGAAUGCGACUGGCUGCAAACGUGGACGGUUCUCUCAAAGAAUUUCGCCUACUGCUACAACCCUGCACUGCAGCCACGAGCACUCAUUGUCUUUGGUUGCAUAAGCAAGGGCGCGUCUGACAUCGACGUGAAGCAGCUCCUUCGCAUUUUGGUCAAAGCGCUGGAAAGCUUCAACGAUAUGGUCUUACUUGAGGCGCUGAUUAUGUGUCUGACUAGGCUGCAGCCACUCCUUAGACAGGACUCUCCAAUCCACAGGGCUCUCUUUUGGGUAGCUGUGUCCGUUCUUCAGCUGGACGAACAGUCCCUUUACGCCUCAGGAUUAGCACUUCUGGAGCAGAAUUUGCACACUCUUGAUUCGCAGGGUAUUUUUGAGACGAAGUCUCUUGAAUCAAUUAUGAUGGCAACCAGGGAGCCACUAGAGUGGCAUUUCAAACAAUUAGAUCAUGCAGUUGGUCUCAGCUUCAGAUGUAAGACUGACUUCUAUCCUUUUUCCUAUUAUCCUGAUCCUAAUUUCGGAGCAGCCUAUUUCCACUUUGCACUUGUUGGGCAUCUCCUCAAAGGGUUCCGACACCCUUCUCCAACUACUGUGUCAAGAACUACAAGAGUUUUGACCAUGCUCUUAGCAAUAGUGGCAAAACCAGCAAAAAGGGAUAAAUUUGAAGUCACUCCAGAGAGUGUUGCUUACUUAGCUGCUCUUGUGUCCGUGUCUGAUGAAGUACGCAGUCGUUGUCACGUAAGACACUCUGUUGCCAGAGUCAUGCAAGCUGAGCAAGCAGGCAAUGGAGGUGGACUUGCUGAUUUGGCUCAAAUCAUGCCCCAACAGCCGCAGUCAUUACAAACAAGGCGUCAAAAGUCCUGGGAGCUGCUGGACCAGAGUACCCUUGGGUCUGUGGUUGCAGCACGACCGCCACCCCAGCAACAGGCUCGGAGUGCUCGCGUUUCUGUCUCUAAUGAAAACAACGUUCUGCUGGACCCAGAGGUCCUCGACGACUUCCCAACCCAAGCCCUGGUGCUGACGGUUCUGGCCACCCUUACCAAAUACUCAACUGAAGACGCUGAGACCAGAAUUCUCUACGAAUAUUUAGCUGAGGCUUCCAUUGUCUUUCCAAAAGUUUUUGGCGUAAUUCACAGCUUACUUGACGCCAACAUCCAAAAGGUGCUGACUCUAUGCCACGACCAAGAGAUUCUUGGCGCGGUGCAGGCCAUCAUCCAGAACAUGAUAGCUUGCGAGGACGCAAGUCAACAGCAGCUCCACUAUCUGCAGUCUUGCGGCUUUGGCGGUCUCUGGCGUUUUGCUGGCCCAUUCAAGUGCGCCAGCUGCGCCGAGCAUGCCCAGCUGUUUGUCAACUGCCUUGAAGCGAUGGUUGAGACGUGUCUGCACGUCGAGGAGGAUGGCAGCGAGAUCACGCAGUACCCUUCCAUGCUGAGUGUCAGCUCCAACAUGAACCUGUCAUCCUCCAUGUCCAGCCUCACACUCGGAUCUCCUACAGAAAAAGACUACGUUGACGGAUUUGGCGCGUGCUGCUCAAAUGACUCGCGUUCGCUGCUGCACCAAUCUCCAGUUCUCUGCUCCAACUCUUCCUCAGGGCCCUCUCCACUGGUGGCAAAGCAGCGCAGUUUGAAGAGCCACAAGCCGAUGGGUCCGCACUCACCACCAAAUAAAUAGGAUACUGUCGCAUUUUCUUACACUCUUCGGUUUCUCAGGUUUCUCAGGCAUUUUAACUGCUGCAUUUAUUUUAUGCCAAAGUCAUUUUAAAUCUGUGAUUUUUAAUAUUUGGUUAGUAAAAAUCUGUAAACUGGGGUAACACAGGCUCAGGGUCCCCAGUUUGUUGAUUUUUUUUUAGAUUUUAUUAUUGCUUGCUGUCUAAAAUCUACUGUUUUCUCUACUUCGUGUACAUUCUAUGUAACCAGUUUGUUGAAUUUUUAAGAUUUUAUUAUUACCUGUUGUCUAAAAUCUACUGUUUUCUCUACUUCAUGUACAUUCGAUGUAAACGCCUGUGUCAAAUGUCAUUUGAUUUAUACGCUCUCCACAUGUAUUCUGUCCAUGAAGUUGGCACAGGUGUCAUAAUUCUAUGCUGAAUGUUCUAUCGAAAAAUUGGACAUUAAUUUUGACUUCCACUGGCUAUAUUUUGAUUUCAAAGAGAGGUCUCCGUAAAUAUUAGGGGAUUUUGAUAUUAAUAGAUGUUUUCAAAUGACAAAACAACGCUUCAAUGAACACACCAACCAAGAACGAUGCAUAUUUUACAGUUCUCGUGCAAAUUCAAUCAGGGGAGUCAAAAUAACGUCACAAUUUUGGGAGACACCUUAGAAGUCUAAAAAAAUUGUCACACCAAUCAGGAACAUUGGUUGUAUUUUUGAUCGACUUUUCUCAUUGUCAUAUUGCAAUUAGAAAAAAAUAAAAUACUAUUGAGCUCA